AUGGCGACCAUCGUUCCAACGCUCUUCUCUUUCGUUCGGGAUUCUUACAAGGGACGCUUUGAUGCGGCCACUUUCGAGAAAGAAGUUGGACGUGAUUUUGAUAAUCAGGAAAUUGCUCAAGCCAUUAAUAAGUACGAACAAGAGGCCAAAAACUUGAAAAACAAAGAUGAAAUUCGCAAAGUGAUUCAAUAUAUCGAUCUAACAACACUCAAUGGAGACGACACGGCUAGCAAAGUUGUUGCUUUGGCUAAAAGAGCUAUUAAUCCUAUUCCAACUGAUCCUUCGAUUCAUUGCGGAUCAGUCUGCGUGUAUCCACAGAGAGUCGCUGAUGUCAAGAAGUUCCUCACUGCCACGAAGCAAACCUGUCAUAUUACAGGAGUUGCUGGUGGCUUCCCAUCUGGUCAAUAUCAUUUGCAAUCUAAAGUUCUCGAAUGUGAGCUGACCGUUGCUGAUGGAGCGACUGAAAUUGAUAUCGUGAUCAGCAGAGCUGCAGCUCUUGAAGAGGAUUGGAAGACUGUUCAUGAUGAAGUUCUCGCGUGUAAGAAGGCAUGUGGAUCUGCCCAUCUCAAAACAAUUUUGGCUACUGGAGAAUUAAAAACUUUGAGCAACGUAUACAAAGCUAGUUGGGCUAGUAUUCUCGCUGGAUCUGAUUUCAUCAAAACCUCGACCGGAAAAGAAACUGUCAACGCAACAUUGGAAGUCGCUUAUGUUAUGUGCACUGCCAUCAAGCGCUGGUAUGAACUUACUGGCAAGAAGGUCGGAUUCAAGCCAGCUGGUGGAAUCAAAACUGUUGAUGAGGCACUCGGCUUUGUUGCUCUUGUGAAGGACAUUCUCGGUGAGCAAUGGCUGAACCCUACUUUGUUCCGCAUUGGAGCCAGCAGCCUUCUGGACGAUUGUCUCAAAGCUCUUUAA
Molecule: messenger RNA, 912 nt
Organism: Caenorhabditis remanei
Lineage: Eukaryota; Metazoa; Nematoda; Chromadorea; Rhabditida; Rhabditidae
Exons: 3
Coding region: 1-912 (303 amino acids)
Biological process (GO): deoxyribonucleotide catabolic process; carbohydrate catabolic process
Cellular component (GO): cytoplasm
Molecular function (GO): deoxyribose-phosphate aldolase activity
Source: RefSeq, a predicted model, not a curated record